Messenger RNA from Entamoeba histolytica HM-1:IMSS, 525 nucleotides. Its product is annotated as ADP ribosylation factor family GTPase, putative. The transcript has a single exon. The record is from RefSeq and is a predicted model, not a curated record. Gene Ontology annotation, molecular function: GTP binding; GTPase activity. Gene Ontology annotation, cellular component: cytoplasm. Gene Ontology annotation, biological process: vesicle-mediated transport; intracellular protein transport. The coding region runs from base 1 to 525 and encodes 174 amino acids. Lineage: Eukaryota; Evosea; Mastigamoebida; Endamoebidae.
AUGGGAAGUUGGUUUAGUAAAUUAUUUAGUACACAAGAAAUAAAUAUUGCUAUGGUUGGUCUAGAUAAUGCUGGUAAAACUACUAUUUUAUAUCAAUUAAGACUUGGAGAGACUGUUACAACAAUACCAACAAUUGGAGUCAAUGUAGAGUCAAUAAAAAUAAACAAUAUUAAUUUUUCAGUAAUAGACCUUGGAGGUCAAAGUAAAAUUCGACCUUUAUGGAGACAUUAUUAUGAAGGAACACAAGGAAUUGUAUUUGUAGUUGAUUCUUCUGAUAAAGAACGGAUAGAAGAAUCUGGUGAUGUUUUAAGAAAAAUGUGCAAAAACGAAUUACUCAAAGAUUGUGCUUUGUUGAUUCUUGGUAAUAAAAAAGAUAUUGAAGGAGCAGUUAAUGAAGAUGAACUAACAAAAUUACUAAAACUUGAGAUGAUUCAAUUGAAGUAUUUGGUAAAAUCCGUUUCUGCAACAAAUAAUGAAGGGUUGACUGAAGCAUUUAUAUGGCUUAGUGAAAAUGUUUGUCAUUAA